AUGUGGCGCAUGCGUGGUUGCGCCACCAGGCGCGGGAGAUACGGCAGCGGGGACGGCGUCGGGGAUAGCCGCGGGCCAGGCCGCCCCGGCCGGGUCUGUGACAGUGGCGACAGCGGUGGCGGCGUGGGCUGGCGAGGCCGUGCGGGCGGCGCCCGACAGCAGCUGGAGGAACGGUUCGCCGACUUGGCGGCGAGCCACCUGCAGGCCAUCCGCGCGCGGGACGAACGGGACCGGCAGAACGCGCGGCUGCGCGAGGAGAACGCCAGGCUGCGGCUCGAGAACCGGCGGCUGAAGCGCGAAAACCGCAGCCUCUUCCGUCAGGCUUUGCGGCUCCCUGGCGAGGGCGGCGACGGGGCGCCCGCGGAGGCGACCCUAGGCCCCGAGGAGGCCGGCACGAACCGGAUGGCGAGAGGCAGAAGCCGUGAGGAAGAGCCGGGCAGCCCCAGGGCCCUGAGGGCCCGGCUGGAGAAGCUGGAGGCCAUGUACCGCCGGGCCUUGCUGCAGCUGCACUUCGAGCAGCGGGGGCCGCGCCCGCGUUGGGACAAGGAGGAGCUGCCCCCGCGGGAACCCGACUCCGGCCUCCUAGCCCGGGACCCCGAGCCUGGCGGGCCCUGGCUGUAGCUCGAGGCUGCGGCAGGGAGGGGCGGGGCCUCGCGCGGGCCCCUCCCCUCCGCUCCUCCUCGCCCCUCGCACUCCGGGGGCCGCGCUCCGCUCGCGGUAACUGGAGCGCGGUGCUCUCCCGCCCCCUGUCCGCAAGCGGACGCUUCCGGGUGGCGCUUCGCGUUCUGCCCGGCCCAGGGCGAGAGUGUGUAAGGGCAAUCUGUUGUCCCCGCAUGGACAGAGCACCUGCCUCGUGCCUCUCCUGGUUUCCGCGGAGAGAGGCCUAGCACCGGAGGGGCGGGUUUAAAACAGCAAGAUCUGAAUGCCACCAAACACCUCCUGAUUCUUGAACUUUUCUAGGUGGUGUGAGGACCUUCUGUGUUUUCUUCCCUCUAGUUUGGUUCUUUGAGGGAUGAUAAUGCGUUUUGAGUAGGUUUACUUUUUUGUUCGUUCUUCAGUCCGCUGAAGCCUCCAGCUGUUAUCUCUGAUGUGGCCAACGUUUUAUUUGUUUUUAUAAGUCGGUAUUACUUGGAUGUCCUGUAAAGAACUACCUUUUUAUAAAGAAGAUAUUUAUAACUUUGGAACUCAUGUCUGCCUCUGGCUCCAGUCUGUAUACAUCUAAUAUAUACGAUUUGUUUAUAUCGUAUUUAGGGAAUUUUUAAAGUAUUUGCCUGUAGGUGAUCCUUUGAAUUGGUAAAUAAAUCUGGUUCAUUAAAAAUAA
Galeopterus variegatus (Sunda flying lemur) is the source of this 1321-nucleotide messenger RNA. RefSeq names its product tumor suppressor candidate 1 (gene TUSC1). The transcript has a single exon. The coding region runs from base 1 to 621 and encodes 206 amino acids. The record is from RefSeq and is a predicted model, not a curated record. NCBI's taxonomy places the organism in Eukaryota, Metazoa, Chordata, Mammalia, Dermoptera, Cynocephalidae.